This is a messenger RNA of Aptenodytes forsteri (emperor penguin), 3396 nucleotides long. It is a transcript of the gene DHX33, whose product is annotated as DEAH-box helicase 33. NCBI's taxonomy places the organism in Eukaryota, Metazoa, Chordata, Aves, Sphenisciformes, Spheniscidae. Bases 237 to 1841 code for a protein of 534 amino acids. The transcript is spliced from 11 exons. Gene Ontology annotation, cellular component: nucleolus; intracellular anatomical structure. Gene Ontology annotation, biological process: positive regulation of transcription by RNA polymerase I. The record is from RefSeq and is a predicted model, not a curated record. Gene Ontology annotation, molecular function: RNA binding.
CCUUAGGAGAAACGGGCUCAGGGAAGACCACUCAGAUCCCUCAGUACCUCUACGAAGCAGGAAUUGGCCGCCAAGGCAUCAUUGCUGUGACCCAGCCUCGCAGAGUAGCAGCUAUAUCCUUAGCUACCAGAGUCUCGGAUGAGAAGAAGACAGAGCUGGGCAAACUGGUCGGCUAUACUGUACGCUUCGAUGAUCUUACAUCUGAUGAAACUAGAAUCAAGUUUUUAACAGAUGGAAUGCUGCUUCGCGAAGCUAUUGGGGACCCUAUGCUGCGGAAGUACAGUGUUGUCAUCCUGGAUGAAGCCCACGAGAGGACGAUCCAUACUGAUGUACUCUUUGGAGUGGUGAAAGCUGCACAAAAGAAACGAAAGGAACUGGGCAAACUGCCACUAAAAGUGAUUAUCAUGUCAGCUACGAUGGAUGUUGACCAGUUCUCCCAGUACUUCAAUGGAGCUCCUGUUCUCUAUUUAGAAGGCCGGCAACAUCCCAUUCAGAUCUUUUACACCAAACAGCCUCAGAGUGAUUACCUCCAAGCAGCACUGGUGUCAGUCUUCCAAAUCCACCAGGAAGCACCCUCUUCUCAGGACAUCCUGGUGUUUCUGACUGGUCAGGAAGAAAUUGAAGCAAUGACCAAAACCUGUCGAGACAUUGCCAAGCAUCUCCCUGAUGGCUGCCCGCAGAUGGUGGUGAUGCCUCUUUAUGCUUCUCUGCCCUACUCUCAACAACUCCGCGUCUUUCAGGCUGCCCCCAAGGGCUGUCGCAAAGUGAUCCUCUCCACCAACAUCGCAGAAACCUCCAUCACCAUUGCGGGAAUAAAAUACGUUGUCGACACAGGCAUGGUCAAAGCAAAGAAGUACAGCCCUGAAAUUGGUCUGGAAGUGUUGGCAGUUCAGCGGGUGUCGAAGGCCCAGGCUUGGCAACGAACAGGGAGAGCAGGGCGAGAGGACAGUGGGAUCUGUUACCGGCUCUACACAGAGGAUGAGUUUGAGAAGUUUGACAAAAUGACAAUACCCGAGAUACAGAGGUGUAAUCUGGCCAGUGUGAUGCUUCAGCUCCUGGCCCUGAGAAUUCCCAAUGUGCUCACCUUUGACUUCAUGUCCAAACCGUCUCCUGACGCUAUUCAAGCAGCGAUUGAGCAGCUGGACCUGCUGGGAGCUGUGGAACGAAAGGAAGAUCAGCUUGUCCUAACCCCCUUGGGAAGGAAGAUGGCAGCCUUUCCACUGGAACCAAAGUUCUCGAAAACCAUCCUCCUGUCCCCCAAGUUCCACUGUACAGAAGAGAUCCUGACCAUCGUGUCGCUGUUAUCAGUGGACAGUGUCCUCUACAAUCCCCCCGCCCGGCGGGAUGAAGUGCAAUCCAUCAGGAAGAAAUUCAUCUCCAGUGAGGGGGAUCAUCUUACCCUGCUCAGCGUGUACAGGGCCUUCAAAAAUGUCAGUGGCAACAAGGAAUGGUGCAAAGAGAACUUUGUCAAUGGCAGGAACAUGAUGCUUGUGUCGGAUGUCAGAGCUCAGCUCAGGGACAUUUGUGUGAAGCUGUCGAUGCCAAUCGAGUCCUCCCGCUCAGACACCGGAAACAUCCGCCGCUGCCUGGCUCACAGCCUCUUCAUGAACGCCGCGGAGCUGCAGCCGGACGGCACCUACAGCACCGUGGACUCUCACCAGUUGGUGGCCAUCCACCCCUCCUCCGUGCUCUUCCACUGCAAGCCAGCCUGCGUGGUUUACAACGGGCUGCUUCGCACCAACAAGUGCUACAUGCGGGACCUGUGCGUGGUGGAUGCGGACUGGCUGUAUGAUGCAGCGCCUGACUAUUUCCGCAGGAAGCUCCGAACGGCCAAGAACUGACCUGUGGGUCUGGGACCGACAGGUCCAGGGUUUUUAGGCUCACCCUAAACGACUUAUUUUUUUUGUUUUGUAAUGAAUGUACAGGAGCGGUAGAGCUUUGCCUUGCAAAUCAGGUAAAAACCUAGAGGAAAAUGGCUUCUCCAUGAGAGCUGGAACUCACAAGUCUCCGUGGCUUAGAACAGUCAUCCUUUUUAACAAUUAACCUGUAAAAGGGGAAUGUAGUAUGUACUCUGUGCGCGUGUGUAUGUGUGUGUGAUAAAUCUAUACUGGGGGGGAGGAAGGGGAGCUGGUAUCAGAUUCCAGUUUUUAACACUUACUGAAGUUUAACAGGCUUGUAUAUGAGGAGAUGAAAUCCUGAGAGCUCUUCUGAGCAAACUUGGUAUUUUCGAUGAUUGUGCUUGUAUCUUUAGCAAGUUUUAUUGGGAAAAAAGGAGAAAAGAGUUUUAAAUGUCUACAUACAGGGAAAAAAAUGCCUUUUUUUACUAUUUCUAGAAGGGAGGUGCUACUGUCUUUUACCUCAUCAAACAUCUUUCUGCCUGCAUGUCAUGUUCACCGUCUUAUUUGGGACCAUACGAAGGCCAGUAAUGGGAAUGCCUGCUUGGACCAGGUCUUCACUGCUUGCGUCUGAGCCUCAGGGGCUGGCAGUGGUUUCUUGGAGAGGUUGUCCAGCUGCCUGCGUGUUUGGCGUCAUCUUUGUUCACCCUUUUGCUGUUAGGGCGUGUUGUUCCUCAGCAAAUACUUCUGGCUUUUCUGACUCUUCUCCGUGUAUUUCUGGCUUUGGAGUUGGCACACCAUCUGUAACGGCUAAUCAGGCCAACUUGAGGAAGACUCAGCAAAAUGAGAAUGAAGAUGUGGUUUGGAGAUUGGACUUCCUUUAAAGGUCCUCGAUUCAUCAAAUGUUUGCGUCUUGUGCUCUGACACCAGUGCUUCUUCCCCCUUCUGCCUCCCCCAGCCCUGUCCCAGUUAUACUUUGGUUUUCCAUUAGAAGUUUGGAGCUUGACAUUGUCAAGAGCCACAGCUCUACCAUUAGUAUCUAUUAUUUGUUUUUUCUUCCGUAUUCCCUUGGCAUCUGUCUUAUCCAUCUCUUUCUUCCCCUGUUGGAGAAAAGUGGCAAUAACAAACUUAAUCGUCUUUUUAAAUACUGGAAUUAAGAAACUAGUGCCACUCCAAAGGGAAAACUUGUUCUUUAAUGUGAAGGAAAGUGGAUUUAUUCCAUUAUCACUGUGUGUUGGUCGGGGGGAGAAUGUAAGUUGUUUUUAAAUGAUAUCCUAAGUACUUCUAAAAUAACCUCUCUGGGAGAGGUAACUUCCAGUUUCAACAGAGUCUGUUGACAUAGUGUAGUAAUUUAUACAGAUUUUUGGAUGAGUUGAACUAAAGCAGGUUAGGUGUCUGAAAGGGAGGGAGAGGAAGCUGUUCUGCACGUGCGGUGUCAUUGUGUGAUAUACAUGGGCUGUGAUGGGACUGGGGGGGUUAGUCCUUGUAUCCUUCAAAUAGCAACUUUAAAAAAAAAAAGCUUAUAACACAUUAAUGGGGCCGCUCGCUAUUGGCAAGCCCU